UUUCCUUCCCAAAAACCAUAUAAACACGCCAAGCUAGGCGGCCAUGAGAAUACAGCGCGAAGCUCCGCUUCACAAGCAAGAACAUUAAGCUAGCUGCACCCAAAUCUCAAAUUAAUUAGCAUCUUUGAUCACACACGUAUAGAGUUCUUGCAGCUCAGGAACUGAUCAAAAAGCUUCCUUGGUGGUCGGCUGUGUUGCUGCGUGAUCAAGAAAGAAUUCAUCAGUGGAGGGGUGUAGGCAUGGAGGUGGAGGCGGUGAGCUGCGAGUGCUGCGGGCUGGAGGAGGAGUGCACCGGCGAGUACAUCGGCGGGGUGAGGGCCUGCUUCGGGGGGAGGUGGCUGUGCGGGCUGUGCUCGGAGGACGUCAAGUACGAGGCCGGCAAGUGCGCGGGAGCGGGCGCCGCGCCCGACGUGGAGGAGGCCGUGCGCGCGCACAUGGCCAUCUGCCGCAUGCUGAAGAGCGGCGGCCCCGCCGGCCGCGUCGCCGAGGGCAUGCGCCAGAUGCUGCGCACCGCGUCCUGGAAGAAGGCCUCCCCCUCCACGUCUUCGACGCCGUCGCCGUCGCCGUCGCCGCGGGAGCACCACCGCGCGUCGCCGGUGUCCAUCGGGCUCUGAUCGCGAGGGAGGCGUCGUGCUCGGUUCUUGUGAGGUGCACGCUAGCUUCGGCCUCCUCUCGCCUCACUAUGCACUGGUAUUAGCGUUCUUGAUAGAUCGCCAUGGGUGUCUGCAAAUUCUACGUAAGUUUUGAUCCCAGUGGAGUUACUUAAUUAUGGUAAACGAAGUGUACAUACAUGUAAGGGUUAAUCAAGCCUUUGAGAUGAUGGCUUUGAUCAAGAAAUCAAAUAGCUUAUAUGCAUCAGUUAUUUAAAA
This is a messenger RNA of Phragmites australis (common reed), 869 nucleotides long. RefSeq lists its product as uncharacterized. NCBI's taxonomy places the organism in Eukaryota, Viridiplantae, Streptophyta, Magnoliopsida, Poales, Poaceae. The record is from RefSeq and is a predicted model, not a curated record. The transcript has a single exon. Bases 240 to 614 code for a protein of 124 amino acids.